CUGUGAAGACCCAGGAAACCUUCUGGAAGGGGCAGCUGCGAUGAAAUUUCCUCUGGCUAUUCUGGCUCUUCUCAUUGGGGGAGUUUCUGCUCAUCAUCUGAGAUCUGAAACCUCCAACUUUGAGAGCUUCAAGUGUGAUGAGACCUUGCCUCAGGAAGGGGAGAUAUUCAGACAGGAAGUCAAAGAGUCUCCCGUGGAGCUGACGCUGCCAGAGGAAGAGGAAGAGGGGGGCUCUGGAGGUGAGGGUACUCCUGAGGACAAAGAGGCUGUUGAAUCAGACUCAGCCCUGGAUGUGCUGGACAGAGACCUUCAGUGUCCCAAGGAAGAGGACACAGUGAAGCUGGAGGGCAGCCCUGGCUGCAAGACCUGCCGCUACCUCGUGGUGAGGAAGGCCCGGAAUUUUAACCAAGCUCAGUCUGUUUGCCAGCGAUGCUACCGGGGCAAUCUGGUUUCCAUCCACAGCUUCAAAUUUAACUUCCAAAUCCAGUGUUCCAUCAGGGCACUUAACCAGGGUCAAGUCUGGAUUGGAGGCAAGAUCGUGGGCGUGGGUCACUGUGCACGCUUUCACUGGGUUGAUGGAAGCUCUUGGAAUUUUGCAUACUGGGCUGCUGGCCAGCCCCAGGCCUGUGGUGGCCGAUGUGUGUCCAUGUGUACCCGAGGAGCCCAGUGGAGAAAAUCUAAAUGUACCCGGAGACUCCCUUUCAUCUGUUCCUACUGAGCUGGUCCCAGCCAAGAGUUCAAAUUCCCUCUCUUGGGCAGCUGCCUCUUCUUUCCUGCCAACAGCCUCAUCCGCCUCCUUGAAAUAAAAUUUGCU
Messenger RNA from Jaculus jaculus (lesser Egyptian jerboa), 814 nucleotides. RefSeq names its product proteoglycan 2, pro eosinophil major basic protein (gene Prg2). The transcript is spliced from 6 exons. Gene Ontology annotation, biological process: immune response. The record is from RefSeq and is a predicted model, not a curated record. NCBI's taxonomy places the organism in Eukaryota, Metazoa, Chordata, Mammalia, Rodentia, Dipodidae. Bases 41 to 718 code for a protein of 225 amino acids.